AGAGAGAGAGAGAGAGAGGGAAAGAGUGAGAGACGGGGGGAUUGGGCAAGUGAAAGAGGGCGGCGGAAAAGCUUCGUUUAUUAUUAUUUCCUAUUAAAUAUCAUAUUCAUCAGAGAAAACGCAAAUGCUUCAUCUCUCGAGUCAACCGCCCGCACUGUGUUUCUCUCUCUUCCUCACUUUGGCUGCUUUCCCUUUCAGUCCAGGCCCCAAGCCCUCGUACUCUCUCUCUACAGCUCCAAAUCACACCGUUUCUCUCUCUAAAACUUCGAAUCACUCAAUUGACAGCAAGAAGGCCUCCGUCGCUGCAAGCGCCAUGGAGCCCCCUGUUGCCAAGAAAAUUAGGCGUGAGAUGGAGAUGUUUGGCGAUGUUAGGAUUGACAAUUACUACUGGCUUCGUGAUGAUUCUCGCUCUAACCCUGAAGUUCUUUCCUAUCUCAACCAGGAAAACUCUUACACUGAGUCUGUAAUGUCCGAAAUCAAACCAUUACAAGAUAAGAUAUACACCGAGGUGAGAGGGAGAAUAAAAGAAGAUGAUAUUACUGUUCCUUCACGCAAAGGACCUUACUUCUAUUACGAUAGGACUUUGGAGGGAAAGGAGUAUGUUCAGCAUUGUAGACGUCAUAUUCCUGAGGGCGAGGGACCCGGCUCUGUGCAUGAAGUAAUGCCAACAGGACCUGAUGCUCCUGAGGAGGAAAUUAUUUUAGAUGAAAAUGUUAGGUCUCAAGGACAUGAAUAUUACAGACUUGAGGCAUUUAAAAUUAGCUCGAAUAACAAGUUGAUGGCAUAUGCAGAAGACACAAAAGGAGAUGAAAUCUAUACAGUCAGUAUCGCGGAUAUCGAGACUCAAAGUCCCAUUGAGAAGCCCCUAACAGGCGUAACAGAGGCAAUUGAGUGGGCCGGUGAUGAGGCUCUUGUCUAUGUCACUAUGGAUGAGAUCCACAGACCAGACAAGGUAUGGUUACACAAGAUAGGGUCUAAUCAAUCAGAAGAUUGCUGCCUCUAUCAUGAAAAGGAUGAUUUGUUCUCCCUUGAUCUUCAAGCCUCUGAAAGCAAACGAUACUUGUUUGUUGCAUCCGAAAGUAAAACCACAUGCUUUGUUUUUUACUUGGACAUUUCAAACCAAGAGCAAGGGCUUGUCGUUUUAACACCUCGUGUUGAAGGAGUUGAUACUGAUGUAAGUCAUCGAGGUGGUCAUUUCUUUAUUAAAAGGAGAAGUGAUGAAGUGUUCAAUUCAGAAUUGCUUGUAUGUACUCUGGACAAUUUAACUGCUACCACUGUGUUGCUUCCUCAUAGGGAAAGUGUGAAACUAGAUGAUAUGCAACUUUUUAGUGAUCAUCUUGUUGUCUAUGAGCGUGAAAAUGGUUUGUGUAAAGUAACAGUCUAUGGCCUUCCUCCUGAGGGGCAAAAGAUUGUAGGCCUUCAAACUGGGAGAGCAAUCAACUUCAUUGAUCCUGCAUAUUCCGUGGGCCAGAUAAAAUCUCAAUUUUCUUCACAUAUUUUGAGAUUUGGUUAUAGCUCAUUGAGGACACCUUAUUCUGUCUAUGACCAUGACAUGAACACAAACACCACAGUUCUGAAGAAGGUUAAUUCGGUUUUGGGAGGUUUUGAUGCGAAGCACUAUGUAACUGAGAGGAAAUGGGCAGUUGCUGAGGAUGGAACACAAGUACCUAUUUCAAUAGUUUAUAGAAAGAACCUGGUUAAGCUGGAUGGGAGUGAUCCAAUGGUUCUUUAUGGUUAUGGCUCAUACGAGGCCUGCGUGGAUCCUUCUUUCAGUGCAUCAAGAUUGUCUUUGCUGGAUCGGGGCUUUGUAUAUGCAAAAGCACAUAUUCGAGGAGGAGGAGAAAUGGGGAGGAAGUGGUAUGAAAAUGGAAAACUCUUGAAGAAGAAAAACACUUUCACUGAUUUUAUUGCAUGUGCAGAGUACUUAAUAAAGAUCAGAUACUGUUCAAAAGAAAAGCUGUGCAUUGAUGGGAGGAGUGCUGGAGGGCUGCUUAUUGGCUCUGUUCUAAAUAUGCGACCUGAUUUGUUCAAGGCCGCAAUGGCUGGAGUUCCAUUUGUUGACGUAGUGACUACAAUGUUGGAUCCAACCAUCCCUUUGACCACAUCUGAAUGGGAGGAAUGGGGUGACCCUCGGAAGGAGGAAUUUUAUUUCUAUAUGAAGUCUUACUCUCCAGUGGACAAUAUUAAACCACAAGCUUACCCUAACAUUCUCGUCACAGCUGGUCUAAAUGACCCACGGGUUUUGUAUUCUGAACCCGCUAAGUUCGUGGCGAAGCUGAGGGACUUAAAGACGGACAAAAACUUUCUGCUGUUUAAGUGUGAAAUGGGUGCAGGGCACUUCUCAAAAUCUGGAAGAUUUGAAAGGUUGGAGGAAGAUGCCUUCCAAUAUGCAUUUAUUCUCAAGGCAUUGGAAAUGGUUCCACCCAAUGGUUCUCUCAUUUAAAUACGCACCCUUUUUCAUGUUUAAGAAACAAUAAUGAUUAUUCGUUCCAUUUUAAAGUUGAGAAGGCCUAUUUAUUCCAGUGGAACAUUUAUAAUAUGGCCUUGCAAGGGCAUUCAUAUGAAAUUCAUAUCAUGUUUCCUUGAGCAAUUAGAUUUUGGCUUUGUUGUAGUACAUUAAAUAUCCAUGCCUAAGGCAUAUUAUAAAUAGGAAAAGUAUGCAAUAAAACCAUGUAUUUUGGUGCAAA
Molecule: messenger RNA, 2687 nt
Organism: Amborella trichopoda
Lineage: Eukaryota; Viridiplantae; Streptophyta; Magnoliopsida; Amborellales; Amborellaceae
Biological process (GO): proteolysis
Cellular component (GO): cytosol
Molecular function (GO): serine-type endopeptidase activity
Source: RefSeq, a predicted model, not a curated record